UCCGGCAAGGCGCGGGGCGCCGGCAAAUAGUCCUUUGUUUACAUGGGCCGGUGGCUGGCGGAGGCGGCGCCGGCGGGGAGGGAGCGCUGCGCUCACUCGCUCGCCUGCUCGCACCAGCUGUUUCCCGCCUUGAGACACACACAGAGGGAGCCACACACGCACACGCCGCACUCACACACACGCGCGCACGCCCGACCGCCGCCGUUGCUGCUCCUGCUGCUGCACACGCCGUCGCCUCCCGCGCCGCUGCAGCUGCACGCACAACGCACCACACACACCACACACACGGCCCCGAUCCCCGGCCCCCCGCCCGGGCCGGGCAUGGAGUACUUCAUGGUGCCCGCGCAAAAGGUGCCGCCGUCCUCGCUGCAGCACUUCAGGAAAUCCGAGAAGGAGGUCAUCGGCGGGCUCUGCAGCCUGGCCAACAUCCCGCUGACCCCGGAGACUCAACGGGACCAGGAGCGGCGGAUACGCAGGGAGAUCGCCAACAGCAAUGAGCGGCGACGCAUGCAGAGCAUCAAUGCCGGCUUCCAGUCCCUGAAGACCCUCAUCCCCCACACAGAUGGGGAGAAGCUUAGCAAGGCAGCGAUCCUCCAGCAGACGGCAGAGUACAUCUUCUCGUUAGAACAGGAGAAGACGCGCCUCCUCCAGCAGAAUGCUCAGCUCAAGAGGUUCAUCCAGGAGUUCAGCGGCUCCUCCCCGAAGCGGCGGAGGGCCGAGGACAAGGAUGAGGGCAUCGGGUCGCCAGACAUCUGGGAGGACGAGAAGGCCGAGGACCUCCGCCGAGAGAUGAUCGAGCUCCGGCAGCAGCUGGACAAAGAGCGCUCCGUCCGCAUGAUGCUGGAGGAGCAGGUGCGCUCAUUGGAGGCCCACAUGUACCCCGAGAAGCUGAAGGUGAUCGCUCAGCAGGUCCAGCUGCAACAACAGCAGGAACAGGUGAGGCUCCUGCACCAAGGGAAGCGCGAGCACCAGCUCCUGCCUGCUCACGGCCCGCCAGCGCCCACACACCACCCCACUGUGAUCGUGCCUGCGCCACCGCCGCCUUCUCACCAUGUCACCGUGGUCACCAUGGGCCCAUCCUCCGUGAUCAACACUCUCUCCACAUCCAGGCAGAACCUGGAUACAAUCGUCCAGGCGAUCCAGCACAUUGAGGGGACGCAGGAAAAGCAGCUGCUGGAGGAGGAAGAGCAGCGGCGGCGGGCUGUCAUCGUGACCCCCGCCCGGGCCAGCCUGGACCCGUCCAACUCGGACACCGCCUCGGACUCUGAGGCAGACGACAGCGACGCCACGGAGCACAGCCGGGCCGAGAUGCCCUGACCCCCGCCUGGCAGCGGGGCAGAGGGUGGGCAGGGAGUGGGAGAGGGGACUGCCGAGGAAUAUGCUGAAAUUUUUACAAAAUACCAUGAAAUUUGGGUCUCUUUUAUGACCUUUCGAUACUGUAACUGGGAGCGUUAGAACCUGGACGGAGCCGAGAGAGAGAGAGAGCUCACCCUCCUUUCCGGUCCAAGCAAGUCGCGGGGCAGGGAGGGGCGUGUGGUGUGUCGGAAGGGCCUGCCCUAUGCCUGGCAGGCGGGCCAGACCUGGGACUCCGCACCCUGAACCCCAAUGAACUUUUUCAGUGGGUGGGUGGGGGCAUAUCGAUUGUGGAGGGGCGUCUCUCCCUGGCACCUCCACACCCUUCCCGGCCCUGCAAGCUUUGGCCUCUCUUGGGGCUGGGCGUCCUGGGUAUUGGGUUCUCCCCCCCACCCCCCGGCCACUGCAUGUUCAAGGGGGAGAGUGUUUUAAAGCAGGGGCUAGAGAGUUCUUUCAGAGCUCCACCCCUGCGUGAUGCCCCUCCCUGCAGGUGGCCGCAGCCCCCUGGGGGUGGGCGAGAGGCCCCGAAGGGUGUGCAGGGGCUGGCCAGCCGUGUUGGUGUCCUUGGGCCACCCCACAGCACCCAAAGGUGCCUCUGAGCGUCGCGCACCACCCUCUCCGCGUCAUAGGAAGGUGGACUCCCCUCCGUUCUCAGGGGCAGCUUCAGGUUUCAGGCCUUUUCCACAGUCUGGGAGGGGGUGUCCCUUUGGAAAGAGCAGGCCGUUCGGGAGGGGCGGGCCAAGGCCAGCACCCCCGCCCUCCUCUGAGUUUGCCUCCAUGGUCAGUUCCUCCUUUUUGAAGCACUUAAUCCGUUCCGUGGGUCCGACGGGUCAGGAGAGCCUUCCUGUUCUGUGAACGUUGCUUUCUGUUGCGUCCCUCCUCCUCCCCCUCCCGCUUCCCCCCCACUUUGGCUGUAGGUCUAGGCCAGUGUUGUUUAGAGCCUGUUGGUAUUUGGUAGGUUCCUCCCCAGCCACAGCUGUCUCAGUUCUUUCUCUUUUUUUGUAUUUUUUUUUUUUUUUUUUACAAUUUCGGGUCUUCGUGUUCAUUGAGAUGCUAUUAUAUUUUGUUAUGAAAGUGGGAAAAAUUAGGCGUGUGCCUUUGUAAAGAAACAAAAUAAAGUUUGUACUUUGUUUUUUAGA
Messenger RNA from Hemicordylus capensis (graceful crag lizard), 2492 nucleotides. It is a transcript of the gene TFAP4, whose product is annotated as transcription factor AP-4. Lineage: Eukaryota; Metazoa; Chordata; Lepidosauria; Squamata; Cordylidae. Gene Ontology annotation, biological process: regulation of transcription by RNA polymerase II. Bases 43 to 1317 code for a protein of 424 amino acids. Gene Ontology annotation, molecular function: DNA-binding transcription factor activity, RNA polymerase II-specific; RNA polymerase II cis-regulatory region sequence-specific DNA binding; protein dimerization activity. Gene Ontology annotation, cellular component: nucleus. The transcript is spliced from 7 exons. The record is from RefSeq and is a predicted model, not a curated record.